This is a messenger RNA of Oikopleura dioica, 1146 nucleotides long. Lineage: Eukaryota; Metazoa; Chordata; Appendicularia; Copelata; Oikopleuridae. The record is from the annotation of a GenBank genome assembly.
AUGUUCGGGCGCAUUUUGCGUAGACAGAAGCUCUUUCGAAGCCACUUUCGAAAUGCCUCUCUCUUCGGAAAGGAAUACAAGGAAGAUCACAUGACAAAUCUUACCCCACGGAUCAUCAACAAUCUUGGAAACCACAAGCACCGAAUUCCCAAUCACCCCAUCGAGAUUAUCAAAAACGAAAUUUACAAAUAUUUCGAUCAAAGCAGCACGAGCUUCGCCAAGUUCGAAGAACUGAGCCCGAUCGUCACUGUCGAGCAAAACUUCGACUCUGUCCUUAUUCCAAAGGAGCACGUCUCGCGCGACAAGAAAGACAAUUACUACAUAAACGAAGAACUUCUCCUGCGAGCGCACACUUCCGCGCACCAAGUCGAGCUUCUCCGCAAGGGCGAGUCCUCGUUUCUAUGCUGCGGCGAUGUUUAUAGAAGAGACACGAUGGAUAGAUCUCAUUAUCCGAUUUUUCAUCAAAUGGAAGGCCCAAGAAAACUAUUCAUCAGAGGCAGUGAAAAAGUCGAAAAUGACUUGAAAAGAACGCUAGAAGGAUUGGUAAAACAUUUAUUUGGAGAGAAUGUUGAGUACCGAUGGAUGGACGAGUACUUUCCUUUCACGCAUCCGAGUUUUGAAAUUGAAGUAUUUUAUGAAGGCGACUGGCUGGAAAUUCUCGGCUGUGGUAUCAUGGAACAUAGAGUGCUUGUGAACGGAAAAGCGGAAGAUAAAAUUGGAUGGGCUUUCGGUCUUGGACUGGAGCGUCUGGCGAUGCGUUUAUUCGAUAUCAAGGACAUUCGACUCUUUUGGAAGUCCGAAGUAGUCCAGGAGCAGUUCCAAAACUUCACCGGCGACUUCAGACAAUUCAAAUUCGUUCUUCCAGAGAGGAAGAUUGAACCAGCAAAAUUCGACCUAGCAUUUUGGGUUCCGGAAGGUUUCCACGAGCACGAUUUUUACGAUAUCGCGCGAAAUAUAGAUGUUGAGGAUGCUAUUGAAAAUGUCGAGUUAAUCGAUGUAUUCACGCAUCCCAAAACCGGAAAGACGUCUCAUUGUUACCGAACCUUCUACCGUGGCGCAUUAAAAGGGCUGCAGUUCAAAGAUGUCGAACACAUAGAUUCUGCGAUCCGAGCUGCCUUGCAAGAGCAAGGAGCCGGUCUUCGAUAA